UUCUGUUCCUAUUUGAAAUCAAUCCACUUUACUUCGCCAAAAAAACUUUGUUCAAGGUUUGCAAUGACAUCCAAAGAUAUUGUUACGGUAUCGCCGGAAAAGGCGCAUGUCUUCAUUACAUCAGUGCUUUCCAAAUACGGUCUGCCAUCCGACCGCGCAACUAUUGUAGCAGAUGCAUUAGUCCUCGCAGAUCUCCGUGGUGUUGACACACAUGGCAUCAAUCGACUGGGCGGCUAUCUCGAUCGCGUGAAGCACGGCGUUCUGGAUCCUAAUCCAGAUCUCUCAUUUGAGAUGAAGACGCCCGUGAUGGCACAUCUGGAUGCUAAAAACACAUUUGGAUUUGUUGCCGGAUCGCUUGCUAUUGAUAAAGGAAUCGAGAUCGCAAGCAAGUAUGGGUUCGGAAUAAUUGCUGUCAAGAAUAGCAACCACUAUGGUAUGGGCGCCACAUAUCUCUUGAAAGCUAUCGCGAGAGGCUAUGGAGCCUUUGCAUUCACCAAUGCAUCUAAGUCAAUGCCACCAUGGGGUGGGAAAGAGCCACUUUUUGGUACGAGUCCUUUUGCGGUUGGGCUUCCAGGUGGCAAAGAAGGAGAUUUUGUCCUAGACAUGAGCCCGAGUGUCGCCGCCAGGGGAAAGAUCCGAAAAGCAGCUAGGAGAGGAGAACCAAUCCCUGAAGGCUAUGCUCUUGAUAUAGAUGGCAAACCGACAACGAACCCGGAGGAUGCAUUGAGGGGCGUGGUCCUUCCUAUUGGUGGACCAAAAGGAUCUGGAUUGGCCAUGAUGAUGGAUAUAUUUGGGGGCUUGUUGUCUGGGGCAGCAUUUGCCGGUAACGUUAACGAUCAGUACAAGGACUUGGAUCACCCACAAGGAGUCGGCCAUUGGUUCAUGGUGUUCAGGCCAGAGAUGUUUCUAGAUUCGAGUGAAGAAUAUACGACGAAAAUGGAUACGUUGCUGUCGAGGGUGAGAAGUUGCGAAAAGGCAGUAGGAGCUGAUAAGAUAUAUGUAUCUGGAGAAAUCGAGAAGGAACUAGAGGCGAAGCGAAGAAGGGAAGGGAUUCCAUACACUCAAAGAGAGGUGAACGCGCUUCAUAAACUUGCCGAAGAAGUUGGAAGCCUUGUUAGAUUGUGA
Messenger RNA from Mollisia scopiformis, 1125 nucleotides. Its product is annotated as putative malate/L-lactate dehydrogenase. Gene Ontology annotation, molecular function: oxidoreductase activity. The transcript has a single exon. Lineage: Eukaryota; Fungi; Ascomycota; Leotiomycetes; Helotiales; Mollisiaceae. The record is from RefSeq and is a predicted model, not a curated record. The coding region runs from base 64 to 1125 and encodes 353 amino acids.